AACUAAGAACACUAGAACAGCCACCUAAUAGAUAAGAUUUCUUAGAUAUUUUUGCAAGUUUUCUCAAACCUGAUAUUAUUUUCCGUACGUGUUACAUAAAAUUGUAAUCUUUGUCAUCGCCAAAAAUAUCUACCUCGCCUAAUAAGCAACACCUCAUAGACGCUUUUUAUUUCCACCGAAACCCCCAAGUUAUCAUCAUCAUAUUGCAUUCCACAAACAGAGAGAGAGAGAGAAGAGAAGAAGAAAAAGAAAAGGAAAAUGGACAAGUGUUCGGGAAGGCCAAAUCGGAGUGAUGUUCAUCUAUCCGCUGAGGAAGAAGCUGCAAUAGAGGCAGAGGCCAGAGAGUACUUCGAUGGCGUCGUUCCAAAGAGGCACACAAAGCCUCAAAGAAGUGAAUACGCUUCUGAAUAUGUCGAUGAUUUAUCAAACUCCAAGAACGAUUCAAUUCCGGAAUUCGAACAAUUUCAGCGCCUCGAGAAUGAUCCACAACAGAAAUUGGUUUGCAAUGGGGGUCAAGUGCCAGAAGAAUUUGUGGAAACAGAAUAUUACAAAGAUCUCAGCAGCGUGGACAAGAACCACCAUACGACAGGAACUGGGUUCAUCAAAGUAGAGAAAAGUGGGAAAUGCUUCCACAUAGAGGAGUGUAAUGACAUUGCUUGCCAUGAAUCUUGCAAGUGCAAUCCAGCAACCAAUGACUGGGUUCCAGCUCCUUCAACUGAGGUGAGUUUCAAUUCUGACAAACCUAAGAGGAGUGACAAUUGAAGAACUGAGGAAUUGCUGCGGUUGAAGAGAUUAAUAUGAACUAGCAUCAUUUGCUUGUUUUUCUUGGGGAGGGUUUCAAGUAGUCCUUGAAGUUGUAAACCAAAUAAGUACAAAUAAAGAAGACUUGUGAUUUGGAUUCAUUAUUCAAUGCUAUUAAUUUGUGUUUGAGUA
Arachis duranensis is the source of this 933-nucleotide messenger RNA. RefSeq lists its product as uncharacterized. The transcript has 4 exons. NCBI's taxonomy places the organism in Eukaryota, Viridiplantae, Streptophyta, Magnoliopsida, Fabales, Fabaceae. The coding region runs from base 259 to 762 and encodes 167 amino acids. The record is from RefSeq and is a predicted model, not a curated record.